AUGGAUAUUGAGUCAAACAAUAAUUCAUUCAAUGUGAGUGAGGAAGUUGAAGAACAUGAUAACAAUCUUCAAUUUAGUGAGAGUGGUGAAGUUGAAGAACCCAAGAAGGGGAUGUAUUUUACCUCAAAGCAAGAAGUGUACGCAUUUUAUGCAAAAUAUGCAAAACAACUUCGAUUUGCUAUAGCUUAUAGAACACAAAAUGUAACAACAGAUGGGGAAGUGAAUUACUUUGGAAUUGAAUGUACUCGGGCACAGAAUAGAACAAAAAGAUCAGAAGUAAAUCCCCUGGAACCAUCUUUGUCAUCAAAAAUUGAUUGUAAAGCAAGGGUAAGAGCCAGUCUACAAAAGGAUGGAAGAUAUAAGUUAACCACAGUUGUGCUUAAGCACACCGAUGAUUUGAUUCCUACUGACUUAAGACAUUUUGCAAUGAAUAAGAGGAUUCUUACUCGGGUGAAGAGGAGACUAGAAGUUAACAAUGCAGGAGGGAUUGGGGUGACUAGGAAUUUUCAUUCCAUAGUUGUUGAAGCAGGAGGAUAUGAGGCAUUAACGUUUGAUGAACGAGAUACAAGAAAUUUUAUUCAGAAUGCUAGAAGAUUGAAACUUGGAGUAGGAGACGCGGAAUUAGUUACACUUUAUUUUCAUAAAAUGCAACAACAAAAUUCGAACUUCUAUUCGGCAAUUGACCUUGAUGAAGAUGGCCUUAUACGAAACUUGUUUUGGGCGGAUGCAAGGACUAGGGCGGCUUAUAAAGCAUUUGGGGAUAAAAUUUCAGAGAAAUUGAGAAGAUAUUCGCAAUAUGAAUCCAUCAAGGCUGCUUUGAGUAAUGCAGUUUAUGAUUCAUUCACAAAAGAUGAAUUUGAUGAAUACUGGAAAGCAAUGAUUGCAAAAUUCAAUCUGAAUGAUAAUGAGUGGUUGGGGGUAUUUUACCGUGAGCGACAUAAGUGGAUUCCUGCCUAUGUUAAAGACAUAUUUUGGGGUAGCAUGUGA
Camellia sinensis is the source of this 987-nucleotide messenger RNA. NCBI's taxonomy places the organism in Eukaryota, Viridiplantae, Streptophyta, Magnoliopsida, Ericales, Theaceae. The record is from RefSeq and is a predicted model, not a curated record.